UGAUAUAAACGGUCAAAUAAAAUCUGUUCCAGAAGCACAUAUUUUGGAGUCGCAGAAUAAGGAAGUUCAAGACAUUGCAGUUCAGACAUCUUUAUUAACCUCUGAGAAACUUACUCAGACUAAUAUUAAACUUAUGUUCAAUGUGUCCGAGACACAAACAGAAUUGUCCUUACUGAAUUCAUUAAAUUGUGAAACGCAAACUGACGUGUCAUUAGAAAAUAUUAUUUCAAAUAAAAAAUCUUUGCAUGAGCGUCGUAAUUCAAUUUCAAUAUUAAAAAAUUAUAUGCACACUGGUUCUCAGUGUUGUCUCUUACCUACUACAAACGAGCCCCUUUUAGACACUAUAAAGAAAUUACCUUUAAAAGUAAAUAAUUGCGUUGAGGAAGUAAUUAAUCCUUCAACGACACUUAAUGACGCUCAAGAAAAGACUGAACCGUAUGUGACAAAAAAACACAUAACCACUGAAGGUAAAUUUGAACAAAUUUCUAAUAGAAAUAUCACAUUAGUUGAUGAAAUUAUAGAACAUGAUGAUUUGAAGUCAUGUAUUUCGUUUCCUUUAGAAGCAUCUAAAGAAGUAGAUGCGGUGUAUGAUUGGUCAAAUGCUGUAGAGGACUUCAAUAAAACAUACUUGGUAAUUAAAAAUCAUAUAUUCAAUUUUUUUCUAUUUAACUAAUACUGAACACUUUAGUUCUUAAUGUUAGA
This is a messenger RNA of Daktulosphaira vitifoliae (grape phylloxera), 702 nucleotides long. RefSeq lists its product as uncharacterized. Bases 134 to 673 code for a protein of 179 amino acids. NCBI's taxonomy places the organism in Eukaryota, Metazoa, Arthropoda, Insecta, Hemiptera, Phylloxeridae. The transcript is spliced from 3 exons. The record is from RefSeq and is a predicted model, not a curated record.